Cynoglossus semilaevis (tongue sole) is the source of this 2479-nucleotide messenger RNA. It is a transcript of the gene micu1, whose product is annotated as mitochondrial calcium uptake 1. Gene Ontology annotation, biological process: mitochondrial calcium ion homeostasis; calcium import into the mitochondrion. NCBI's taxonomy places the organism in Eukaryota, Metazoa, Chordata, Actinopteri, Pleuronectiformes, Cynoglossidae. Gene Ontology annotation, molecular function: calcium ion binding; L-lactate dehydrogenase (NAD+) activity. The coding region runs from base 164 to 1636 and encodes 490 amino acids. The transcript is spliced from 14 exons. The record is from RefSeq and is a predicted model, not a curated record. Gene Ontology annotation, cellular component: uniplex complex.
GGCGGAGCAGUAGCAGUAGCCACGCCCCCACGCUGCUGAAUGCGGAAGUGUUGUGCUCGCCUCUGCGUUUUAUCUGUUUAUACAAGGGGGCUGAAGACAUUUAGUAAAGCCAAAACGUUGUCUUUCUGGACUGACUGGCGAUUCCUUGUCAACAAAUUGCAGGAUGUUCCGCUUGCGGGCGUUGUCUGCUGUUUCACUGGGCCUAGCUCAGCUGUCCCGUCGGUACCACAGUGGUACAUCAAGAGGGUCUGGUCAGAGAAGGUUGAUGCUUGCAGCUUUGGCAGGAGUGACUGGAGUGUCAGCUUCUACUGGACUCCUCUGGAAGAGAGCAUAUGCUGAUGCUGGAUCCUCUGUUCGACACUCUGAGCAACUGAAGGAAGAGGAAAAGGAUUUUUUAACGUCCGAGAGUGACUCCGAGAAAUCAGUGGAGACCAGUGGUGGAGACGCAGAAGGGAAGGAUGAAGCAGGAGAAGGGAAGAAAAAGAAGCCACGUUCUGGAUUCCGUGACCGCAAGGUGAUGGAGUACGAGAACAGAAUAAGAGCCUACUCCACACCAGACAAGAUUUUCCGCUACUUUGCCACACUGAAGGUCAUCGGUGAGCACGGAGAUACCGAGGUUUACAUGACGCCUCAGGACUUCAUCCGCUCCAUCACACCUAAUGAAAAGCAGCCUGAGAACCUGGGACUAGAUCAGUUCAUGGUGAAGCGCUAUGAUGGAAAGGACUUCUGGCAGACGGAGAAAAUCGCCCAGGAGAGAGAGAAGUUUGCCGAUGAGGACAGCAUAUUUUUCUCGCUCGGAGAAUGUGGCCUAAUCUCCUUCUCUGACUAUAUCUUUCUGACCACUGUGCUGUCCACUCCCCAGAGAAACUUUGAAAUUGCUUUCAAGAUGUUUGAUCUGAACGGUGAUGGAGAGGUGGACCUGGAGGAGUUUGAACAGGUCCAGAGUAUUAUUCGUUCUCAAACCAGCAUGGGCAUGCGGCAUCGUGAUCGCUCCACCACAGGUAACACCUUGAAGACAGCUGGCUGCAGCUCUGCUCUCACCACCUACUUCUUUGGAGAAGACUUGAAGGGAAAACUCACCAUCAGCAGCUUUCUGGAAUUUCAGAGGAAAUUGCAGCACGAUGUGCUCAAACUAGAGUUUGAUAGGAAUGAUCCAGUGGACGGCAGAAUCUCUGAGAGACAGUUUGGUGGAAUGUUGCUGGCCUACAGUGGCGUCCAGUCUCGUAAACUGAAGCAGAUGCAGAAAGGCCUGAAGAAAAUGUUCAAGGAUGCACAGGGAAUCACAUUUGAGGAAGUGGAAAACUUCUUUACUUUCCUUAAGAACGUGAAUGAUGUGGACACAGCACUGAGUUUCUACCACAUGGCUGGAGCCUCCAUAGAUAAAGUUACCAUGAAGCAGGUGGCCCGCACUGUUGCCAAGGUAGAGCUGUCAGAUCAUGUGUGUGAUGUGGUGUUCGCUCUGUUUGACUGCGAUGGGAACGGAGAGCUGAGUAAUAAGGAGUUCAUAGCCAUCAUGAAGCAGCGGCUGAUGCGUGGACUAGAAAAACCAAAGGACAUGGGCUUCACCCGACUGGUGCGGGCCAUGUGGAAGUGCGCCCAGGACACUGCCUGGGAUUUCGCCUCACCCAAGACAUAGAGUGUGAGUGAGAAAGAGAGACGGACACUGUGUGACAAGAAAAAAAAAACAACACUCCAAACAUCAAAACAGAAUCUUUUUUCCACAGGUCCAUAGAAUUUAAAUAGACCAUUUAUGCAAUGAACUCAUUAGGGCGACAGCUGUCGGAGGCUCAAUCAAUCAUUAAUGCAUGUCGAUGUAGUUCAAGAUGUCAAUACAGUGACUGAAGCAUGCGGACGCAGCAUUCUGUGUCCUGGAAGGGCUCUCUGCUGCACCUGCCCAAAGCAUUGUCUGUAUUUGUGUAUUUACAACUAUACAUUUAAAACACUGUACAUAUAUUUGUUUGCCAUUAACCAUAGCACCACCUGCAGCACAUUAACUGACACUAAAAUCAGCCCACUGGUGUACACUUUGUUUUAAAGGAAGCGAGAAGAGAAAUCAGUCAAACUAGAUUUGUGCUCCAUAAAAAACAGAGAACAUUUUGUAGAAAGGACUUUUAUUGAGCACCUCACAUUGACACAUACAUAGGUAUUGCUUCAAAACAUUAUUAAAAGGCUGUAAUUCUUUAAAAACAAAACUGCUGUUUUGGCUGAAAAAAGAAAUUAAAUUACAAACCAGUGCAAUCUUUCCACUGUUGGACAAAAAAAUAUUAAAUUUAAUUUUAUGUUAAAAGUAAUUGCUGUGUCCCUCAGGAGGGCCUGGCCCAGACUUUGGGUGUCACUGAUCAAUUCAAUCAAAAAUACUUGUUUUGCUUUAUUGUACUGUUUAGUGUGUAACGUUCCAAUUGUUUCUUACCGAAACACUUCAUGUAAGAUGGUGUUUAUCACAGAACUGCUAUAUUAAAGAUGUUUUGAUAAUGUUGAA